AUGGUUACAAAUGUUGUUGGUGAAUUUGGGCAGAAUAAAACUGUGUUACUCGGUUAUAUACCUGAUCUUAUUAAACUGUUACAAAAUAAAAUCGGAUUUAUUCCAAAUAUUACAUUAGUACCAUCAAAUCAAACAUAUUCUGGAUUAAUCCAAUCAGUAGUAAAUGGUGAUUAUGAUAUUGUAAUUGGUGAUGUCACGGAGAAUUCUAUACGAAGAGAAUUAGUCACUUUUUCUUACCCAAUAUUUGAUAAUUCGUUACGUAUUGUUAUGCGAAAAACACCUGACAUUAUUAUUGAUCUUCAAUCAUUCCUAAAGUCAUUUUCACGUAAUCUUUGGUUAUUAGUAUUGUUUGCUGUUAUCUAUGCUGGUUUAUUAAUUUGUCUUAUAGAAAGAAAUAAUAAUGAAACGUUACGAAAUCGAUCGAAAUUAUCUCAAUUGACAAUGAGUAUAUGGUAUUCAUUUGGUAACUUAGUUGGAUAUGGUGUGGAUUUUCAUGUCAACACAGCUGCUGGACGUUUAGUAACUGCUAGUUUAUAUAUGUUAAUUUUGAUAUUAGUAGCCACAUUCACUGCAAAUUUAGCAUCAAAUUUAACAAUAUUAAAAUCAAAAAAUAUUAUUUCUGGCAUUGAUGAUAUCAAAAGUGGGAAGAUUCCAUUUAAUCGUAUUGGUAUUCGUGUUGGUACAGCCAGUGAAGAUUAUUAUUUAAGAGAAAUAUCUGCCAAUACUCGAAAUUAUUAUGAAUUUGAAUCUGAACAAAAAUUAUAUAAUAAUUUACUUGAUGGCGUUGUUGAUACGAUUUUUAUUGAUGCUGGUAUUGCUGAAUAUUAUACUAAUAAUAUUUAUCGUAAUUUAACUAUAGUUGGAGAAGAAUUUGAUAAAGGUGUUUAUGGAAUUGUUAGUAGAAAGCAUUGGUUAUAUGAUGAAGAUUUAGAUGUUAAUAUUUUAUCACUAAGAGAAUCCGGUAAACUUGAUGAUUUAAGAGAAACAUGGUUUCAAAAAAAGGGCUGUCCUAAUAUAUAUGAGAGAUCGACAGCGAUGUAUAUUGAUUCAAUGAGUGGAUUAUUUUUAAUAUUUGCAAUCAUUACUGUUCUCUCAUUAUUAUUAUCUAUAUGGACGAAACGAUAUAUAGUGAAGAAUUUUCUAUCUCAGUUAUUUGGUCAAAGAAAGUUAUUAUUCCAAAAUAAAAUUUCUAUGGUAAAGCGGUUGAGCAAAACAUCAAAUUAUACACAAAACUCUAAAUUACCUUCGUCUACUAUUGUUCAGUUCUGA
Molecule: messenger RNA, 1269 nt
Organism: Rotaria sp. Silwood2
Lineage: Eukaryota; Metazoa; Rotifera; Eurotatoria; Philodinida; Philodinidae
Source: the annotation of a GenBank genome assembly